Adineta steineri is the source of this 1581-nucleotide messenger RNA. NCBI's taxonomy places the organism in Eukaryota, Metazoa, Rotifera, Eurotatoria, Adinetida, Adinetidae. The record is from the annotation of a GenBank genome assembly.
AUGGCAUCUAAUCGUCGUAUUCUCAAUGCUAUUCAGUUAUUCAUACCAAUUCAGAUAUUUAUUGGUUACUGUUUUUGUGUUAGUGGUUUUCUUGUGAAUUUUAUUCAACUUCUUUCAAAAAUAAUCAUCUGGCCAUUUCAUAAACAACUCUAUCGUCGAAUUAAUUAUUAUUUAGGAACAUUAUUAUGGAGUCAAUUAACUUUUAUUUAUACAUGGUGGGCCGAUUCGGAUGUAACUGUUUUUGUUGAUCCAAAAGAUCUUGAAUAUUUAAAACAUGAAUAUGCCCUCAAUCUUGUCAAUCAUCGAUAUGAAAUUGAUUGGCUUGUUGGAUUAGUAACUGCUCAAAAACUUGGUAUACUUGGAGGUUCAAAAAUAGUUGGUAAAAGUUCACUUAGUUUAAUUCCAAUUGUUGGUUGGUCAUGGUAUUUUACUGAAUCGAUUUUUUUACGUCGUGUAUGGGAAAGUGAUAAGAGAAUUCUUGAACAUGAUAUUCAACAACUUAUUAGUGGUUAUCCUGAUAAUUAUAAUUUUAAUUUUUUAAUGGCUUGUGAAGGUACUCGAUUUACUGAAAAGAAACGAUCAGAAAGUAUGAAAUAUGCUAAAGAAAAAAAUCUACCAGAAUUAAAAUAUCACAUAUUACCACGAACAAGAGGUUUUACUUUAAUUCUCCAAGGAGCUAAAGGAAAAAUACCGGGUGUUUAUAAUUUCAUGCUUGCAUUUACCAAAGAUAGUGCUUCACCAAAAUUCCGUACAUUACUUAAAGGACGUCGAUGUAAUGCUCAACUUUAUGUGAAACGUAUUCCUGUUUCAGAAAUUCCAUAUGAAGAUGAAAAGAAAUGUGGUCAAUGGUUACAAGAACUUUUUCAAGAAAAAGAUCGUAUCUAUGAUCAUUUUGUUCAAAAUGAUACAUUCGAUGGUCUCGGUUUACCAAAAGUAACAUUAAAUCGAACUUAUUAUGAUAUAUUAAUUGAAUGUUUUUGGCUUGUAAUAAUUGGUGUUCCAUCCUUGAAAUGGUUUCUUCAAUUUCUUCUAGUCAGUACUUGGUUUGCUAAGAUGAUGUUUGUAUUAGUUAUUAUACUUGGAUAUAAAUCAAUGAUGGGAAAAUAUUCUUUAACAAAAAGACGUCAUUCUCAUCAAUCAAAACUUCUUCAUACACAACAAGAAACAACAUUUCUAUUCAAUAAAAUUGAACAGACAAAUACUACAAUUCGUUUAAAACAUCGAACAAAUACAUUAUUUCGACCACUUGCCGCCUCAACACCAUACAAUAUUGAACAAUCAAAUUCAUUCAAUGACGGCUCCCCACAUUCUAUGAUGAGACAUCAACGAUUUGUACUAACACCACCUGUUUAUUGUAGUACACCAAAACAAACUCGUCGUCAAAUACCAAAUAAUAACAGUCAAGGACGAUCGACAUCCUUAACAUUAAAACAAAAAAUAUUUCUUGAACAAAAUCCAUCUGUACCAAUAAUAUCACAACGUCGAUUACAAUUCACACCUAAUUCACAAUCAUUCGUGCGAUAUUCAAAUGAUGAUUCGAAAAGAAAGAAUAUUAAGAAUAUAAAAAUAUGGCUUUUGUAA